AUGUCCACGCCUGAAGUACCCUAUGAACUUGGCCGUUCGUACGUGUCAGUGAACCUAAGAAAUCUGGUUUCUCAGAAACUGCCGACUGUGUUGUCGGGAAGCGAAGUCCAUCGGCAGACGGCCGAUUUAGCAUCCAUAGGUGUGGUUGGAGAUGAGCAGGAAGAGAACGAAACUUUCGAUGAAUACUCAUCAGAGCAUCAGCCCAUUCCCAUUGAAAGAAGCUCUGAUUUCAAGCUUAAGGAAACAAUUUGGGAAGACAAGGCUGCCCAUCUGCCUGACACGCAGGUUCUUCCUGACGAAGCAGACAGCACUACGCCCUUGGUGGAUAAACACAAAAAGUUCUAUGUGGAUGAAGAAAGCUUUGGUGAAGCAGGGCCCGCUUUUGGGUCUUUGGGGCCAGACGCAAGUUGGUCAGGAAGACUCGAACAGGGGCCUCAAUUGGAGGGAGUCCCCCAUGUUGCAGCCAAAACGCCCUUGAGAAAACAAUUGCUACGGCCGAUACAGUAUCUUCCAGCAGUAUUUUUGGGUGUACUUUUGAAUGUCCUAGAUGGCCUCUCGUACGGAAUGAUUAUGUUCCCCAUUGGAGAAGCCCUCUUUGCCGACAUGGCUCCCGCGGGUUUAUCGAUGUUCUACAUCUCCACCGUUGUAUCUCAAUUGGUGUACUCUCUUGGCGGCUCGGCCUUCAAAGCAGGAAUCGGCUCUGAAAUGAUUGAGGUAACGCCCUUCUUUCACGCCAUGGCAUAUGCAAUUCAAACAGACAUGAAGACAAAUUACCCCGACAUAAAAUCUGAUGCCAUCAUAGCAACUACAUUCGUAUCCUUUGCAGUGUCUGCGGUCGUUACCGGUGUGGUCUUUUUUCUACUUGGAAAGCUUCGACUUGGCCUGCUUGUGGGUUUCUUCCCGAGACACAUAUUGGUGGGCUGCAUCGGUGGUGUUGGAUAUUUCCUUAUCGUCACAGGCAUCGAAGUGUCGUCAAGGCUCGAGGGAGGAAUCAAAUAUGACUGGGAGACGGCUCAGUUGCUUUUUGGUAAUUAUCUCACUCUUCUCCAGUGGCUUCUUCCGGUACUUCUCACAGUGAUACUCAUAUUCCUCCAUAAACGCAUACACCACUCGCUUCUAGUGCCAGUUUUCUUCAUAAUUGUGUUUGUGGUAUUCCAUGUUGUCGUCGUCUUAGUCACAAACUGGGAUCUCGACAUGGCUAGACACUACGGUUGGGUUUUUCCGGCUGUGGAGAAUCAUGAGCCGUGGUAUAGCCACUACAGUUACUUGAAGCCAUCUCUCAUUGAUUGGGUAGCGAUUGCGAAGCAGUUUCCUAAGAUGUUGGCACUAACAUUUUUCGGCAUCUUGCAUGUGCCCAUCAAUGUUCCAGCUUUGGCUGUCACAGUGGGAAUGGAUCAAUUCGACGUGGAUCGUGAAUUGGUCGCACAUGGGUAUUCCAACGCUAUAUCUGGCCUUGUGGGAUCUGUCCAGAGCUAUCUUGUUUAUACGAACUCUGUGCUCUUUAUAAGAGCAGGUGCUGAUGACAGGCUAGCUGGUAUCUUGUUGGCCGUUGCUACUGCUUGCGUUAUGAUGAUUGGUCCAGUUGUGAUUGGAUACAUUCCAGUCUGCGUGGUUGGAUCUCUCAUCUUCCUUUUGGGAUAUGAGUUGUUGAAAGAGGCAAUUUAUGACACCUGGGGUCGUCUUCGCAAAAUCGAGUACUCCACCAUCAUCAUCAUAGUGGUUGUCAUGGGGGCAUGGGAUUUUGUUUAUGGUAUUUUGGCAGGUAUAUUACUUGCCUGUCUUUUGUUUGUCGUAGAAGCAGCCAGAAGACCUGUGGUGAGAGGAAUUUACACUGGUGUUGUUGCCCGUUCGACGGUCUUGAGACAUCCAAAGCAGCAAGAAUUCUUGAAGGAUGUUGGAAACCAGAUUUGCGUUGUCAAGCUUCAAGGCACUUUAUUUUUUGGCUCUAUCGGUGGUGUCGAGAAGACUAUCAGAGCCCGCUUCGAGAAUGGCAAGUUCACGUUAAGCCCAAUCAAGUUUCUCAUCAUUGACAUGAAAGGCGUUGACUCGAUCGACUUUUCCGCAGCGGAAGGGUUCAGGAGAAUUUUGAACUUGACAAAUGAGUUUCAAACACAGCUCAUUAUAUCUUCAGUGGAAGAAAAUGACGAUAGUGUUGUUGCAUUAAGAGACGCCGGAUUAUGGGAAAACCACAAAGGCUCGGAACCCAGUUUGCAAGUUCAAAUGUUCAGCUCGUUGAAUUACGCUCUCGAGUGGUGUGAGAACUCCUUCUUGAAAACUUACACAAAGCUUCAGGGGUCGUCCAUCAGUGGAUCGCAGAAGAUGAGUUUGAGAGGAGUUCCUUCAUCAAACAACUUUAACAAACGCCAUCACAGCAUGAGCAAACUGGUUAUGCCCAACUAUCCAAUUAAUUUUGGCACCCCCAGGACGAAACAGAUUUAUCAAGCUGCCAAAAAGACCGCUAAUGACGAACAAAAGGUACAAAGCAGGUACUAUCUGACAUCGGAUUCUUCAUUCAAGAAGCAGCCAUUGCCUCUAAUCAUGAUCACCUUUGGUGAACUUUCAAACAAGGACGAAAAGUUCUGGUCAAUGCUAGCCCCAUACUUCACUAAGGAGACAAUUCCGGCAGACAUGUGUUUCUAUGACACAAAUUGCAAGCGACCAUCGUUCUUUCUUCUUGAAGCCGGGCUUGUGAGGCAGAUCUGCAAGUUUGAGAGCGAUGAUCGAGAAUUGCACUCGAGCAUUCUUCCAAACACGGCUUUCGGGGAUCUCCUUGAACUCAGCCAGUACAGACAAGUGACGUACACCACAGUUGUCGAGACGGUGGCGUGGAGAUUGAGUGAAAAGAAAGUCAAGGAGUUGAUCAAAACCAGUGAAGGACAAGCUGUCUACAGUGAAUUGCUACAAGUGCAAACCAAGUUGUUCAAGGAGCGGUUUGACUCGCUCACCGCGAACCUCAUGAUUUCCGCGUAA
Molecule: messenger RNA, 2970 nt
Organism: Candidozyma auris
Lineage: Eukaryota; Fungi; Ascomycota; Pichiomycetes; Serinales; Metschnikowiaceae
Exons: 1
Coding region: 1-2970 (989 amino acids)
Cellular component (GO): membrane
Source: RefSeq, a predicted model, not a curated record